CUUCAGUAAAAAAAAAAAAAAAUGGUUAUUUCUUCGAACUCAUGCCUGAGCUUCAUUGGUUUAUUGUUAUGUCUCUGGAGCAGGACAGCAUCCUCGCUGAAUCUUGAAGACCCUAAUGUGUGCAGUCACUGGGAAAGCUACUCAGUGACUGUGCAAGAGUCAUACCCACAUCCCUUCGAUCAAAUUUACUACACCAGCUGCACUGACAUUCUGAACUGGUUUAAAUGUACGCGGCACAGAAUCAGUUAUCGGACGGCCUAUCGACAUGGAGAGAAAACUAUGUAUAGGCGCAAAUCUCAGUGUUGUCCUGGAUUUUAUGAGAGCCGGGAAAUGUGUGUCCCCCACUGUGCUGAUAAAUGUGUCCACGGUCGCUGCAUUGCUCCGAACACCUGUCAGUGUGAGCCUGGCUGGGGUGGGACCAACUGCUCUAGUGCCUGUGACGGUGAUCACUGGGGGCCCCACUGCAGCAGCCGGUGCCAGUGCAAAAACGGGGCUCUGUGCAACCCCAUCACGGGGGCUUGCCACUGUGCUGCAGGUUUCCGGGGCUGGCGCUGCGAGGACCGCUGCGAGCAGGGCACCUACGGUAAUGACUGUCGCCAGCGAUGCCAGUGUCAGAAUGGAGCCACCUGUGACCACGUCACGGGGGAAUGCCGCUGCCCGCCGGGAUACACUGGAGCCUUCUGUGAGGAUCUUUGUCCCCCCGGCAAGCACGGCCCACAGUGUGAGCAGAGAUGCCCCUGCCAAAAUGGAGGAAUAUGUCAUCACGUCACCGGAGAAUGCUCUUGCCCUUCUGGCUGGCUGGGCACAGUGUGUGGUCAGCCUUGCCCUCAGGGUCGCUUUGGAAAGAACUGUUCACAAGAAUGUCAGUGCCAUAAUGGAGGGACGUGUGACGUUGCCACAGGCCAGUGUUAUUGCAGCCCAGGAUACACAGGGGAACGGUGCCAGGACGAGUGUCCCGUUGGCACCUACGGAGUUGGCUGUGCGGAGACCUGCCAAUGUGUCAAUGGAGGGAAAUGUUAUCACGUGAGCGGUUCUUGCCUCUGCGAAGCAGGCUUUGCUGGCGAGCAUUGCGAGGCGCGUCUGUGUCCAGAAGGGCUGUAUGGCAUCAAGUGUGACAAGUGGUGUCCCUGCCACCUGGAUAACACUCAUAGCUGUCACCCCAUGUCUGGAGAGUGUGCCUGCAAGCCGGGCUGGUCGGGACUCUACUGUAAUGAAACAUGUUCCCCUGGAUUCUUCGGGGAAGCUUGCCAACAGAUCUGCAGCUGCCAAAAUGGGGCUGACUGUGACAGUGUGACUGGAAAGUGCACCUGUGCCCCGGGAUUCAAAGGAAUUGACUGCUCUAUCCCAUGCCCGCUGGGAACCUAUGGGAUCAACUGUUCCUCUCCCUGUGGUUGUAAAAAUGAUGCUGUCUGCUCACCUGUGGAUGGGUCUUGCACCUGCAAGGCAGGCUGGCACGGGGUGGACUGCUCCAUCAGCUGUCCCAGCGGUACGUGGGGCUUCAGCUGUAACUUAACCUGCCAGUGCCUCAACGGCGGAGCCUGCAACACCCUGGACGGGACGUGCACGUGUGCGCCUGGAUGGCGCGGGGAAAAAUGUGAACUUCCCUGCCAGGACGGCACGUAUGGGCUGAACUGUGCGGAGCGCUGUGACUGUAGCCAUGCGGACGGCUGCCACUCCACCACAGGCCACUGCCGCUGCCUCCCUGGAUGGUCAGGUGUCCACUGUGACAGCGUGUGUGCUGAGGGACGCUGGGGCCCCAACUGCUCUCUGCCCUGCUACUGCAAAAAUGGGGCUUCGUGCUCCCCAGAUGAUGGCAUCUGUGAGUGCGCGCCAGGGUUCCGAGGCACCACGUGUCAGAGAAUCUGCUCCCCUGGUUUUUAUGGGCAUCGCUGCAGCCAGACGUGUCCACAGUGUGUGCACAGCAGUGGGCCCUGUCACCACAUCACAGGCCUGUGCGACUGCUUGCCUGGCUUCACAGGUGCUCUCUGCAAUGAAGUGUGUCCCAGCGGCAGAUUUGGGAAAAACUGUGCAGGGGUUUGUACCUGUACCAACAAUGGAACCUGUAACCCCAUUGACAGAUCUUGUCAGUGUUACCCGGGUUGGAUUGGCAGUGACUGCUCUCAACCUUGUCCGCCUGCCCACUGGGGCCCGAACUGCAUCCACACGUGCAACUGUCACAACGGGGCCUUCUGCAGCGCCUAUGAUGGGGAAUGUAAAUGCACUCCCGGCUGGACGGGGCUGUACUGCACUCAGAGAUGUCCUCUGGGUUUUUACGGAAAGGACUGUGCGUUGAUAUGCCAGUGUCAAAAUGGAGCUGACUGUGACCACAUCUCUGGACAGUGUACAUGCCGGACCGGGUUCAUGGGGAAGCGCUGUGAACAGAAGUGCCCUGCAGGAACAUAUGGCUAUGGCUGUCGCCAGAUAUGUGACUGCCUGAACAACUCCACCUGCGACCAUAUCACUGGGACCUGUUACUGCAGCCCAGGCUGGAAGGGGGCGCGAUGCGAUCAAGCUGGUGUUAUCAUCGUUGGAAAUCUGAACAGCUUGAGCAGGACCAGCACGGCUCUCCCUGCCGAUUCCUAUCAGAUCGGGGCCAUCGUCGGCAUCAUCAUCCUGGUGCUGGUUGUUCUCUUCCUCCUCGCGCUGUUCGUUAUUUAUAGACAGAAGCAGAAGGGAAAGGAAUCGAGCAUGCCAGCAGUUACCUACACCCCUGCUCUCAGGGUCAUGAAUGCAGACUAUGCCAUUUCAGAAACCCUUCCCCACAGCAACAGCGGAAAUGCUAACAGUCAUUACUUCACCAACCCCAGCUACCACACGCUUACCCAGUGCGCCACAUCUCCACACGUCAACAACAGAGACAGGAUGACCAUCGCAAAGUCAAAGAACAACCAGCUGUUUGUGAAUCUGAAAAAUGUGAAUCCCGGGAAGAGAGGCCCUGUGGCGGACUGCACGGGGACGCUGCCGGCAGAUUGGAAACACGGCGGCUACCUCAACGAGCUUGGAGCUUUUGGACUUGACAGAAGUUAUAUGGGAAAAUCCUUGAAAGAUUUGGGAAAGAAUUCUGAAUAUAAUUCAAGUAACUGCUCCCUAAGCAGUUCUGAAAACCCAUAUGCCACUAUUAAAGACCCACCUGUACUCAUCCCCAAAAACUCAGAGUGUGGCUAUGUGGAGAUGAAGUCACCAGCACGGAGAGAUUCCCCAUAUGCAGAGAUCAAUAACUCAACGUCAGCCAACAAGAAUGUCUAUGAAGUUGAACCUACAGUGAGUGUUGUCCAAGGAAUAUUCAGCAAUAAUGGGCAUCUCACCCAGGAUCCAUAUGACCUCCCAAAGAACAGUCACAUCCCUUGCCACUACGACCUGCUGCCGGUCCGAGACAGUUCCUCCUCCCCCAAGCAAGAGGAUGGCGGCAGCAGCAGCAGCAGCAGCAGCAGCGAAUGACAACAAAGAUCCGCUUGGUAGCCCCUGGAAGUUUCCAGAACUGCAGUUGGUUCUCCUCUAUCCUCGUUUUGCCACCUUAUGGGAAUGUUCAUCUACCUGGUAGGCAACUGUUGGACGUGAACCAGAAAGCUCAAAGCUGAGGCUGGCUGAUCGUAGGUCCUUCUUGUACGGGUGGCCUGGAAGGAGAUAUCAGUGUGACUUCCCAUUCUUCUUAGUUUUAGAACUGCGCUCGUGAAGCAUGACUUCCUAUAAGAUCUUGGCUAAAAGCAUGAACUUGUAGAAGUCCUUGGGAGAGAGUUGUGGGCUGCAGUGACAUUGGUAUUUGGUUGAACCAUUAAAAUCAAAGUAUUUUCUUUC
This is a messenger RNA of Panthera uncia (snow leopard), 3795 nucleotides long. It is a transcript of the gene MEGF10, whose product is annotated as multiple EGF like domains 10. The transcript has 24 exons. The coding region runs from base 22 to 3438 and encodes 1138 amino acids. The record is from RefSeq and is a predicted model, not a curated record. Gene Ontology annotation, molecular function: protein binding; scavenger receptor activity. Lineage: Eukaryota; Metazoa; Chordata; Mammalia; Carnivora; Felidae.